CAUGAGCCCGGGCGGUGUCGAAGGGGUGUCCAUCUCCUCGACCUCGCCGAGGUUGGACCGGAAGCGCGCCCGUGGGAUCGACAAGAAACAUGUCGUCGAGCUGACGCUGGGGUUGGACUUGUGCUCGCUGUGAACGCGUCGGAAACGCUCAAACUCUGGAGAUGAACAGCACUUGCAGAUGAUCACCCCAGGGGGACAGUGGCAAUCUUUGGCCGACGCGUCGUCCCGGAUCUGAAUCGGGGUUGGUCUGUGAGAGUUGUGAGACGCGUUCGAGAGAGCCGAGAAUCUCCAAGAGUUUCUCAUCGAGAAUGACGCGGGGUAAGAGGCAUUGUCGAACGCUUGGUUCUCAUGCUGUAGGAUGCUCGCACGUGCAUCAUGUGGCAACGGUGUGAGAUAGCUCGAAUCCUCGACGACUUCAAAGGAUGGAUCGAGAACUCCGCUCAAGUACAUGGACAGUCUCUUGCGAUCAAGUUCUCCUUGACCAUCGAGCCAUUGGCUCUUUCGAUACGAAGAUCUUUUGGCCAAGACAUCGUUUUGGGCAGCAGGCUCUUCCUCAAUCGCAGGCUCUCGGUCCUCGGGAGGGGCGUCUACGACAAUGUUGUAUUCAGGUACCAACACCGAAGAGGCCCUGACGGACGGUGGAGGUACCCCGAGGUGUGUGCCCUGACUAGGUGCCUCAUAGUCUGUGGCGAAAUGUGGAAAGGGUUCUUCGUCGAGCUCUGUGGGUGACGGCAAGGAUUGCUCAAACCCAAGCAAAGGAGAUGAUGUUGUAUACGGUUGAUUGGCCUCGAUCAGCUUCUUCUUGCGUAGCUUCAGUGGAGGAGGACGCAAGCGUUGAACAUCCGAGAGUCGGUGCUUCGAACCGGGCUCGGUGCUGUCCAUAGCAACCAUCCUUUGUUGUUCACUCAAG
Exophiala oligosperma is the source of this 910-nucleotide messenger RNA. RefSeq lists its product as uncharacterized. The transcript has a single exon. The record is from RefSeq and is a predicted model, not a curated record. NCBI's taxonomy places the organism in Eukaryota, Fungi, Ascomycota, Eurotiomycetes, Chaetothyriales, Herpotrichiellaceae. Bases 376 to 729 code for a protein of 117 amino acids.